AUGUCGGGGGUGUGGAAGGAGGAUGGCUCCUAUGAGUUCGCCCCGGGCGAGCGCGCACGCCUGAAAGGCAAGGAGAAGGGCAAGGGGAAGGACAAGGGCAAGGGCAAGAACGAGAAGGGCAAGAAUGAGAAGGGCAAGGGCAAGAACGAGAAGGGCAAGGGAAAGGAGAUGACGGCGGCGGAGCGGCUCGCCUUUGCGCAGGGCGCCCUCCACGCAGAUGGCCCAGCGGCCAAAAAGCCCCGGCUGGACGGGCAAGCGGAGGAGGAAGAAGAAGAGCUCCCGGAGUUUGACUUUGAGAAGGACUGGAAGGACAAAUCCGUGACGAUGCUCAACCUCAAGGGAGCCAAAGAUCUGAAUGGGCUGAUGGGCGUUGUCAAAGAGUACAACGAGGACACCAAGCGCUUCCUGGUGCUGGUGGACGGCAAGGGCGAGAAGAGCAUUAAGAUGGAGAACAUCUUCAAGGUGAUGACCGGGUGCAUCGUGAAGCUCCGGGGCUUGGACUCGGCGGAGCUGAACGACAGCAUCGGGGAGUGUGGGCGGUUAGAUGUGGAGACCCUGCGCUACGACAUCACCUUGUCCGACGGUCGCCAUGUGAAGGCCAAGCCGGCGAAUGUGGAGCUGGUGGCAAAGUUCGAGUCUGCCAAGGUGGCAGGAGACACGGAACAGCUGCAGCGCAUCCGGGCGGCCAAUGGCCUCAGGGAUCGCCUCACGGCCGUGGAGGAGUUCGAGUUCCCCUCGCCGAUGGUGCUGCCGGCCAGCGCUCUAGAGGAGUAUGCCACGAAGUUCCCCAAAGCCGUGGUCAUCGGCCGCUCCAACGCGGCGAAUCCCAAGGGCGCCCAGAGCCUGGCGCGGGAGGUGGAAGACAGCGGCGCCGGCUUCGGGCCGCCCAUGACAGGCCUGUUGCCGCUUUUUACGAUGCUGGGGGUGCUGACGCUGGCGGCGUGGAACUUCUACUUGACCGCCGUAGGCUUCUUCGAGAUGUGGUUCCCCGGCAUGCAGUGGGCCUUCAUCGCCUCUAUGACCUACCAGGCCACGAACGUGGUGGGCACAUCGCUCAUGGUGAAAUUUGGCCAGCGCCUGCCUUUUCGCUUUACCUAUUGCGCGUCUCUGGCGAUGCAGAUGGCCAUGAUCCUAUUAAUGCCGAUGCUCGCAUUCUGGACCCCGCUGGAGGCCCAUGGCGAUGAGGUGACACCCUCCCAUUGGGGCUUCGCGCUGGCCCUGAGCUGCUGCGCAGUGCUGGGCCUCGCAGAGAGCUGCUUCACCUCGCUGAUCUGCGGGCUGGCGGGGUCCAUGGGGGACCCCAGGCUCAUGGGGGGCAUCAUGGCCGGCCAAGGCAUCGUGGGAGUGAUCUCCCCGAUACUGCUGAUCGGGCUGAAGUUCCUCUCCGGAGACCCGAUGCUGUGGAAGUACCAGGUGGUCUUCGGUUUCUUUGGGUUCUGCGCGGGUCUGCAGCUGCUGGGGCUCUGUCUGGUGCGCUUUGUGCCGGCGUCCUACCAGGAUCACCGGAGCGCUGAGGCGAACAUGGUGGAGGUGGUGCACUCCUUCACCUCCGGCGGCUCCCGGGCCGCCGGGGCCGGGCUUUUGGAGGCCCAGCGGGGCGCCCGCGCGGUGCUGAAGGAUGUGUCGCCGCAGCUGGUGAACAUCGCCACCGUCUUUGUGGUGACCUUCAUCGUCUUCCCCGGGGUGGCGGCUACCUGGAAGCCCCAGCUGGAGUUCUUCACCUCCAAAGGCAAGCUAGGCAACGACUGGUACACCACGCUGGUCGUGGGCGUCUUCCAGAUCUUCGACGUGGUGGGCCGCGCCACCCCCCAGGGGCUGGAGAAGAUCGGGGUGAACUGCUCCCGGCUCUUCAUCCCCGUGUGGCUGCGGGUGCUCUUCAUCCCGGCCUUCAUGGCCCUUCAGCGGUGCCCCAACUCCAUCGCCGCGCCCUGGCAGGACUACUUGGCCUUCUUGACCAUGGCGCUCUUCGCAGCCUCCAACGGCUGGUGCAGCACGCUGGCCAUGAUGUACGGGCCUUCGCAGGUGAAGCACCCAGACGAGCAGCACCGCGCCGGGGUAAUCAUGGAGCUGGGCCUCAUCCUGGGCAUCUUCGCAGGCUCAGUGUUGGCGCUGCUGACUCAACUGGGGCUGCACUGA
Messenger RNA from Effrenium voratum, 2136 nucleotides. The record is from the annotation of a GenBank genome assembly. Lineage: Eukaryota; Dinophyceae; Suessiales; Symbiodiniaceae.